This is a messenger RNA of Octodon degus (degu), 528 nucleotides long. RefSeq names its product regenerating islet-derived protein 3-gamma. Lineage: Eukaryota; Metazoa; Chordata; Mammalia; Rodentia; Octodontidae. The record is from RefSeq and is a predicted model, not a curated record. Gene Ontology annotation, molecular function: signaling receptor activity; oligosaccharide binding; peptidoglycan binding. The transcript has 5 exons. Bases 1 to 528 code for a protein of 175 amino acids. Gene Ontology annotation, biological process: antimicrobial humoral immune response mediated by antimicrobial peptide; venom-mediated disruption of cell wall in another organism; response to peptide hormone.
AUGCUACCUGCCUCAUCUCUCAAAGGUGUGUCCUGGGUGCUGUUUUCCUCCCUGCUUCUCUUAUGUCAGGUCCAAGGUGAAGGUGCCCGGGAAAAACUGUCCUCUCCACGUGUCAGCUGUCCCCAAGGCUCCAGGGCCUAUGGCUCCUACUGCUAUGCCCUGUUCAAGACACCCAAAUCCUGGACCUUUGCUGAGCUGGCCUGCCAGAAGCGGCCCUCCGGACACCUUGCAUCUGUGCUCAGCGAGGCUGAGGCGGCCUUCAUGUCCUCGCUGGUCAGGAUCAGUGGCACCUCCUACCCGUACAUCUGGAUUGGGCUCCAUGACUCCACUCUGGGUCUAGAACCCAAUGCUGGUGGCUGGGUUUGGAGCAGCACCGAUGUGCUGGAUUUCUUCAACUGGGACAGAAAUCCUUCCACUGCCUCUGACCGUGGUUACUGUGGGAGUGUGACCCAAACCUCUGGAUUUCUGAAGUGGAGAGAUUAUGACUGUGAUGCAGAGUUACCCUAUAUCUGCAAGUUCAAGCCCUAG